Vitis riparia (riverbank grape) is the source of this 6215-nucleotide messenger RNA. RefSeq lists its product as uncharacterized. The coding region runs from base 285 to 5909 and encodes 1874 amino acids. The transcript has 10 exons. Lineage: Eukaryota; Viridiplantae; Streptophyta; Magnoliopsida; Vitales; Vitaceae. The record is from RefSeq and is a predicted model, not a curated record.
UGCUCUACAGUUCGUUGAAAAUUUCGCACUAUUUCGAUCACUUUAUCUUUCUUCAACACCUCUUUCUUUCUCUCUCCUCUCGUUCUCUCUGAGAUUCAAACCCUAAUCGCAGUGAUUUGGAGGAUCGAUUUCGAGCUUUAAUGAAGGUGUCAGAACGCCACUGAUGAUUUAUUUUGAGGGCUGGCAAUAUGGGAGUUGGACUGACACUUAAAUGUACAGAAAAGAGGUAGUCUUUUUUUCUUCACAAAGUCCUAGCUGCUGGAAAUCUGCGGGCUAGAUUAUCUAUGCCUGGCAACGAAGUUGGAGAUAGGGUCCACAAUUUUUUUGGGCAAGACAACUUGUCUCAGGGCCAGCAUCAUUCACAGGCUGUAGACGGGAAUUGGCCGGGUCUAAAUAACAAUCUUUGGGUGGGAAACCAGAGACAGAUUGGUACGCUUCCAACUUCCAAUCCCAAGAAUUACAGUGUACAACAACCAGCAGAUUCUGAGAGAGGACAUGGCAGUCAGUCUUCUCGAGUCCCACAUGGCUUGAACUUUACACAAUCAACUCUGAGGCCUGACAUUGUCAAAAAUCAGUCUCAGAAUCAACAGCUGAAUCUGAAUGGCUAUAUGCAUGGUCAUACUGGUUUUCAGACAAGGCAGAAUGAAGCAAACCUUUUGGGAGUGGAUACAGAAUCUGAUCGGCAUAGCCUAACAUCGAGAGGCUUAUCUAGUUUUGAAUCACAGCGAGGGAAUGGUCCUGAACAUCAUAGGAAAAAUUCAGUAAUGAUGGAAACUACCGAAUCUCCUGUUAAUUUUGAUUUUCUUGGUGGUCAGCCACAGAUGGGUGGCCAGCAAUCAGGCAUGCUGCAAUCUUUGGCAAGGCAACAAUCUGGGUUUAAUGACAUGCAGAUUCUCCAGCAACAAGUGAUGCUCAAACAAAUGCAAGAACUUCAGAGACAGCAACAAAUUCAGCAACAAGAAACAAGGCAACACAAUUCCAUAAAUCAAAUUCCCUCCUUUUCUAACCAGGCUCCUGGGAACCAUUCACCUGCCAUGAUUAAUGGAGCUCCCAUCCAUGAUGCAUCUAAUUAUUCAUGGCACCCUGAGUUUAUGUCAGGAAACACAAACUGGAUCCAGCGUGGUGCAUCACCUGUAAUCCAGGGAUCCUCUAAUGGACUCAUGUUUUCCCCUGAUCAAGGUCAGGCACUCCGCAUGAUGGGUUUGGCUCCUCAACAGGGUGAUCAGUCUUUGUAUGGGGUUCCUGUUUCUAACACAAGAGGUACUUCGAGCCAAUAUUCUCAUAUGCAAGUGGAUAGGGCAGCAAUGCAGCAGACUCCAUCUGGCAGUAAUUCAUUUCCAAGCAAUCAAUAUACUGCAUUCCCAGAUCAACCUAGCUUGCAGGAUGGUAAUUUGGUUUCUAAGCAGGGUUUUCCAGUGAAAAAAUUGUUUGGGCAGGCUCCUGGUCAAAAUUUAAGUGGUGGUGUUGUUUUGGAAAAUUUGCAGCAAUUGAACUCCCAGCAAAGAAAUGCACCUUUGCAGGAAUUUCAUGGAAGGCAAAAUCUUGCUGGUUCAUCCGAAACAUUACAAGAGAAAACAGUGAUGCCGGUUGCUCGUGCUCAGAGUUCAGCUGGCCUUGAUCCAACUGAAGAAAAGUUUUUGUAUGGUACUGAUGACAGUAUUUGGGAUGUCUUUGGCAAGGGCUCCAAUAUGGGUACAGGAGGCCAUAAUCAGCUGGAUGGUACAGACAUUGGAGGAGCAUUUCCUUCCAUGCAGAGUGGAAGUUGGAGUGCUCUUAUGCAGUCCGCUGUAGCAGAAACUUCUAGUAAUGAUAUAGGGCUACAGGAAGAGUGGAGUGGGCCGAUUUUUCAGAGCAUUGAACCUCCAACUGGGAACCCUCAGCCAGCGACAUACAGUGAUGGAGGCAAAAAGCAAACAGUUUGGGCUGAUAACUUGCAGGUUGCCUCUUCAUUAAGUUCUAAACCUUUUAGUUUACCUAAUGAUGUCAAUAUGACUACUAAUUAUAGUAGCUUCCCUGGAUUUCAGCAAUCUGGACUCAAAUUUUCAAAUGAAGAGAGUGAGAGGUUGCAGAUGAAUUCUUCUCACAGAUCCAUACAGCAUUCUUCUGAAGAAGGAAGCAAGUGGCUAGAUCGCAACCCUCCACAAAAGACAGUUGGUGAAGGGAAUCAAAAUUAUGGAAGUGCCACCCGUUCUUCUGAUGCAGGUCCAAACUUGAAGAGCAUUUCAGGACCUUGGGUCCAUCAACAGAGCAUAUCCUCUUACAGCACUGGUGGCCAACCCAGCAAUAAACCAAAUGGUUGGAAUUUUAUUGAGUCUGGAGCACCUGGUGGGGAUGCUACAAUGAGAGCUCAUGAAAAUGAAAACUUAUUGCACCAUUCUCAGAGUAAUGAUCUUAACAGAGCCAUGCAUGGUUCUGGUACAUGGAAAGCUGAUUCCCUUCCUGAUUCAACAGUUGAAUUGGACCAUGUAAAGUGUGGCACUGGAAGUUCACAGGUCAAUAGAGAAGAUUCCAAUCGUAAUAAUGUUGCUGCAAUACCAAAUUUUAGUUCUGGAAAGACCAGCCAGGAAACUAGCCAACAGCUUCCAAAUAGUCAACAUGAUUAUUGGAAAAAUGUUGCUUCUCCUGUGAACUCUAAAGGAAAUGAAGGCUUGGGGAAACACCAGCAUCAUCUAAAUAAGGGCCCUCAGGUUUUGGAGUCAUCAGUGAAUAGCUCUACCAAGGGAGCAGUUGAAAUGCAUGAGAUGGAGAACUGUGAUAAAAAAGAGAACUCCAGUGAUGGCUAUCGCUCUAACUUAUCCCAUCGUGCUUCCUCUGGUGGUUUGAGAGAAAAUGUUUGGUUAGAUGCAAGUGACUCACGUUCUUUGCCAGGCGCCAAACAAAAGUUGUCUGGUCAGGUUGGUAGAAAAACCUCGGGGUCUCGCCGAUUUCAGUAUCAUCCAAUGGGAAAUUUGGAAGUGGAUAUAGAACCGUCUUAUGAAGCAAAACAUGUUUCACACGCACAGGCCAUGUCUCAGCAGGUUUCCCGGGGAUUAAAAAGUCAUGAACAAGGAUUUUCUGGACCAUCUAAAUUUUCUGGUCAUGUUCCUAAAGAUUCGAAUGAAAUGGAAAAGGGUCCAUCGCCUGAAUUUCAGGGAGACACAAGAGGAGUAGAUGAGGUACCUUCUAGAGGAAUAUUUCCUGGUUCUAUGCCUAAUAUGUCUGCUCCUCCUGACAGAUCAGUUGGUAUCUAUAUCCAAAACAAGACUGCUCAAUCAAGUCAAAAUAUGCUUGAACUUCUUCACAAGGUGGAUCAAUCAAGGGAUCGAGGCACAGCAGCUCAGUUCAGUUCUUCAGAGCGGAAUUCACUAUCUGAGAUGCCAGAACCAGAAACUUCUGAUGGGUCUGUAGGUCACCUUCAGCGAAAUCAGUCCUCUGCUUCUCAGGGUUUUGGUUUGCAACUGGCCCCUCCUUCUCAGCGAUUGCCUGUUCCAAACCGUUCCUUGGUUUCUCAGAGCUCCUCACAGACAGUUAAUUUGCUCAACUCGCAUACCUCUCCUGAGAUAGGAGAUAAGAGUCGUGCAUGGUUGGCAUCCACUGCUUCUGUUCAGUCUUUGCCUCCUUCCCGUGAAGCAUCUCAGGGAGAGUUGAGAAAUAAUAGAUCUGUUACUCAAGGACAAACUGGAAAGGAAGCCCCACAGCCUAACAUUGGAGGAAGCUUUUCUACUGCUUUUACACCUGGCUUCCCUUAUUCUAGGAGUCCGCUUCAGAAUCAGCAUAUGACUGUUGCAAGUGGGCAAGUUACAUCUGAUCAAUCUGUCAAUGCAUCUUUUGAUAGGUUUGCUGCCUGUUCUAGAAAGGUUGAUGACUCUUAUGAUAGAAUUCCAACUAGUCAAUCUGCAACUGCACCAUUAUCUGAUUUAGCUGCCAAUGCACCAUAUAACAACAUUGCUUCCAUGUCAGACAUGUCCCGCCUGAGUAGUAGCAACCAAUUGCAUGUGAGAGGUUCCACCCAACAGACCCCUGUGUUGGAGGCUGUGCCUGUUUCACGGCCUUCUUUUUCAUCUGGCACAUCCCAUCAGGAUGGUUUUUCAAAGGUACCUAAUGUAUGGACCAAUGUUUCAACUCAACAAUGUUUACCAGGUGUUGAAGCUCACAAGGCGCCUUCCAAUGUAUUUAAAUCCCAUUUUAAAUCAACCAGUAAUUCAGAAACAACUUCCUCCACAUCACAGAAGCUGGAUGAUCAAGAUGCCCACAAAGGAGGGAGUGGCCCAUCUGAGUUUGGAGUAUAUUCUUUGAAAGAUCAAGCCUUUGGUUCUGUGGAAGAGCAGCCAGUGAAAGACAGCCCCUGGAAGCAAGUGUCAUCUGAGAACAUUGACCCAGUCCAAAAGCCAAUGCAUGGUUCACAAGGAAAAGAAUCUGUUGGUAAUCAUCUUUCUGCUGCAUCUCCUUCAAACCCUGCUGCCACCCAAAGAGAUAUUGAAGCUUUUGGCCGUUCUUUGAAACCAAAUAAUAGUUUGAAUCAGAAUUUCUCAUUGUUGCAUCAGAUGCAUGCCAUGAAGGGUACUGAGAUUGAUCCUGGUAAUAGGGGCUUGAAGAGAUUUAAAGGACUGGAUUGCAGUCUGGACUCUCAGGGAGCUCCUAAGGCAGGACAACAGUUGGCAUAUGGCUACAAUACAGUGGCCAGGGAUGCAUCAGUUAAUCAUACCUCAGUUCCAUCUGAAGAUCCUAAGAUACUAAGUUUUUCAUCAGAGCAAAUGGAUAAUCGAAAUAGAAAUGCAUCUUCUCAAGUUUUGCCUGGAAGCAUACCUUCCCAGGAUAUGCUUGUGUUUGGACGAAAUGAUUCUCAAAAUUACUCCAGUGGUAAUAAUUCAGUUUCUUCUAGAGCCGAGCAUUCUCAGAUUAGUCCCCAGAUGGCACCUUCCUGGUUUGAUCAAUAUGGAACCUUUAAAAAUGGGCAGAUGUUCCCUAUGUAUGACGCGCAUAAAACCACCACUAUGAGGACUGUGGAGCAGCCAUUUAUUGUUGGUAAAUCUUCUGAUAGUUUGCACACACGGAAUUCAAUGGACCAAGUAAAUGGUGCUUUUGAUACCAGUCAGGUUGCUAAUGUCCAGCAUAGUUCUACCCCCAUCUCAAUGGCAAGUGAUCAUCUCUCUGCCCCUCUUUCAUUGCCUCCAAAUGUCACUGAUCAAAGUUUGGUGGUUGUGAGGCCAAAGAAGCGUAAGAGUGCUACAUGUGAGCUUCUACCAUGGCAUAAAGAGGUGACUCAGUUCCGUAGGCUUCAGAAGAACAGCAUGGCAGAACUAGACUGGGCUCAAGCAACAAAUCGAUUGAUUGAUAGGGUGGAAGAUGAAGCUGAAAUUAUUGAAGAUGGUUUUCCAUUUCUUAGACCGAAGAGAAGGCUUAUUUUGACAACACAGCUUAUGCAGCAAUUGCUUCGCCCCCCUCCAGCUGCAAUUCUCUCAGUGGAUGCCAGUUCAAAUUGUGAGAGUGUGGUCUACUCUGUUGCUAGAUUAACAUUAGGGGAUGCAUGCAGCUUUUUGUCUGUCUCAGGAAGUGAUUCGUCUAUGUCUCUGGAGAGUGGAAACCUCCUGGCUGAGAAGCACAAGACAUCUGAGAAAAUUGGUGAUCAGUACUUCACAAAAGUAAUGGAAGACUUCAUUAGUAGAGCAAGAAAGCUGGAAAAUGAUUUGUUCAGAUUGGACAAUAGAGCCUCAGUCUUGGACUUGAGAGUGGAUUGCCAAGAUCUAGAGAAGUUUUCUGUCAUCAACCGUUUUGCUAAGUUCCAUAGCCGGGGGCAAGCUGACGGGCCUGAGACCUCGUCCUCCUCUGAUGCAACUGCAAAUGCUCAGAAAACCUGCCCUCAGAGAUAUGUCACCGCACUCCCAAUGCCUAGGAACCUCCCUGACAGGGUACAAUGUCUUUCACUUUGAUCAUUAAUUAAUUGAUUUUUCUCCCUCUUGGUCAAUUUUCUCGACAUAUAUCCCUCCUGCUUCUCUGGUUUACUUUCUUCCUAUUUAUAUGCUGGCACUUGCUCUGCCACAACCUUAGGAAUGGGAAUGCGGGAGAAGAAUGGAUGCUAGAUCUGUCUCCUUAAAAGCAGUGGAGGCUCUUUGAUCUUUUCAAUCUUACUAGGCCCAUGAUGUCAUUCUUGAGAAAUAUAAAUUGGUCUUUGUAUAUCUCUGUGAAAGUUAAAAUAGAAACUUUGGCUGGCCCAGUCAUUUUUUUUUUACAGGAAA